Spodoptera exigua (beet armyworm) is the source of this 4649-nucleotide messenger RNA. Lineage: Eukaryota; Metazoa; Arthropoda; Insecta; Lepidoptera; Noctuidae. The record is from the annotation of a GenBank genome assembly.
AUUUAAAUGCAUUUUUGUGUUAAAAACUUAAAAUAAACAAAAGACGGCACUAAAAACGUCAUGGUCAUGUUACUUAUCAUAUUAAUUGUCAAUGUCAUUAAAUAAAAACAAGAUUCAAUGUGACCUCGUGAAAUUUCAGUUUUUGUUUGAAUUUGAAGCGAGGUACGAAAUAAGUUUUUUUUUUCAGAAAAUAUAAGUUUCCUGAAUUAAGUUGCUUCUGUAAUUCUAAGUUCAAUAUUUGGGGCUUGUAAAAAUUUUAAUUAUGGAGUCAUUGGGCCGAUUUUGGAGAGCGAAUAUUUGCACUUCCGUUUAAUGCCUAACCUCAUCCUACGUCGGUAAUAGAUCGGUGAUAAAGCUAGGUUCUUCAAUAUGAGAGUUCCUAGAGCAUACAACCCGAGGAUUCAAGAGCGGAUUUUAAAACGCUUUGGUGUAUACAAUAGAGUUUUCCCGGAAGCUACAACACCAAGUAGAAUUGUACCAGAGCAUAUUGUAAGGCCAGAUUACAUUUCACUGACAGAAAAAUCUGUAGCACCAAAAGUGCCAGAAAUAAAAAAUGUUGAACAGAUAGAAGGAAUGCAAAGAAGUUGCAAACUUGCUGCAAGCAUACUGCAGAAAAUAGGAGAUAUUAUUCAGCCAGGUUUAACAACAGAUGAUGUUGAUGAACUAGCCCACAAAUUGUGUGUACAAGCAGAGGCUUAUCCAUCACCAUUACAUUAUAAUGGCUUUCCAAAGAGUAUUUGUACAUCAGUCAACAAUGUGGUUGUCCAUGGUAUACCAGACUUGAGACCCCUAGACAAUGGAGAUAUAGUUAAUGUAGAUAUAACGGUAUUCUAUCGAGGCUAUCAUGGAGACUGUUCAAAAACAUUUCUAGUUGGUGAUGUGGAUGACAGGGGGAUACAGCUGGUUUCUAUUACUGAAGAAUGUUUAGACAUUGGAAUAAAAUGCUGCGGACCAGGUGUUCCUUUUAAAGAAAUUGGCUCAAAUAUUUAUAGACACGCAAAGAGAAAUGGCUUGACUGUUAUCCCAUCUGUGUUGGGACAUGGCAUUGGACAGUAUUUUCAUGGACCUCCCGAGAUUUAUCAUAGUAUCAACAGAUAUCCUGGUGUAAUGAACCCUGGAAUGACCUUCACCAUAGAGCCAGCUGUUACACAUGGAAGUAAACAGACGGUGCUCCUUGAAGAUGGCUGGACUUUAGUGACAGAAGAUGGCUCCAGAUGUGCUCAAGCAGAACACACAGUUUUAAUCACAGAGAAUGGUGCAGAGAUAGUUACCAAAUAAAUGUGAUAGCUUAGCUAAAUAUUUAGUAUUCAAACUACAAAGACUCAACUGUGAUAUCAAUUUGUUGUUUUAGUAUAACUGAUUGUGAUUUGUAUGUAAUAUCAAAAUAUUAUUUAUUUUCGUUUCUGUUGUGUCCAUACCAUAAUGUGAUUGUCGACAUUGUUUUAUAGUUUCUAAUGUAAUUGUUGAUUGAAUCUACUUAAUUCAAAUAAAAACCCAAAAUAGCGUGUAAUGUUUCAUUUAUUUUGCUUGAUAAAUCUUAAAUUAAAAACAUGUAACUUGGUACAUUAAAAGCACAAGCACAAUAAUUAUCACUCAUAUGUCAGUCAAUAGAUAAAACUUUAAAGGCGUAGAGGGAAGGUAUCGAUUGAGUCUGUAACAUGUGGAUAAUAUGAAGAAGGACAAAGGCGUAACCAAUGGGCCGUAAACACACUCCCAGGGAUUAAUAUUCGCUCUACGUUCCGGGUUCCACCGCAUCCAAUCCAAAGAGUUUGGUCCCAUAGAAUAUCCAGCUACGCCUCGACGAUUAAUUACUAAGUGUGACGUGUGCUAACUGUUAGGAAGAAGAAUAACUAACAAUAAUGACUAGGUCUUAAAUGCACUAUAAUAAAAUUUUUCAUUGACAUUAUACUAGGUAGAAGCAAUUCAAAUAAUGUUCGAGAGAAUGUCAUUGAACCUUAAAAAAUAAUUAACAUGGACUAGUAAACAGUAAAGUUUCGAACACAGAUCAAGAACCCUGCAGAAAGUAUGUAGGUAGUUGAAUACAAUAAAUUCAAUGUUAACAAUAAAAUUAUUCACAAUUCACAAACUAACUUUAUAACAUAACAUCUUUCUACUGUGCCAUUUUAGUAAGUUUUCUUAAUCUAAGUAUAAUUAAUAUAGUAUUUUUAAGUAGUUAAUAUUUUUACUCAUAAUAAAUAGAUUAAAAUGUAAAAUAUUAAGGUACAAUUUUAAGUGUAAAUAUUUUAGGUAAAAUAAUCUUUUGAGAUUUAGAACAAUAGAUAAUAUUCCUUUAGUUUGCUCAACUAAAUUAGUAAGUACUUAGGUGGAAGUAAAAGGACGUAAACAAACUGACUCUAUCUCCUUAGAAAUGAAUCAUACAAUUCAUAUUCAUACACUGGAUUAACCCUUAUCGCAAGCGAAUAUUCUUAAAUAUAUUUUUGGUAUUUUUUUUUCAUUUUCUAAGGGUGCUAGGGAAGAAUAAAAAGAGUGUAUAAAAGUUGUUACAAAAUUAUUAAAUAGUUUAACAACAUACAAAAGCUACUUGCGACCAUAUACACUACAAUAAAGUUACUUAAAUAUUAAUUUAUCACUCAAGGUAACACACAAUCCGUAAAUAAGGAUUACCUCAGUCAAAAUGAUAAUAAAUUUAAUAUAAUCUACUCUCACAAUAACGACAAAAGAAAGAAUAUGCAGAACAUCCAAAACACUACUCACUUGUUACUCAUAUAAAAUGGAAACAUUAAGCACUAGCCUCGAUUAAAUUCACUAUGCUUAAUAUUUAACUAUCUAAUUAUAUCAAAAUCAGCUAAUCUUUAUGGGGAAUAGAAGUGCCCUGAAUUAUUAUAUAAUUUGCCAUAUUUAAUCUUUUAUUUUAUUUAAACUAUUAUUAGAUAAAAGUAUAUAUUUGUGUAUUCUUAUGUAGGUUUCUGAUUGUAUAACUGCAUAAUUACAAUAUUAAAACUUCAAUAACAGCUAAUAAUAUAAUUUAAACUCCAUAAAUGUUCAGUUAAACCUACAUAAUAAUACUUUAACGAAGCAUAUUACUUCUCGAUUUCAUAAAAGGUAACAUUUGUGCAUAAUCAUUUCUUUGUGUUUGUGGAUAAAAUUUAUUGACUUAUUGUGCUCUCAUAAUUUUUAAGGUCACUCGUACAAUAUUUAAAACAAUUAUAAUUACAUUCAAAUAAAUAGAAAUAACUUUUAUGCCACUAAUAAUUAAGUAUAAUGGCAACAUAAUUAGAUGGUAAUAAAGAAAUAUUUCCGACAAGGAAACUUGGUGGUAUGAUUUAAAUAUAAUCCACUGCAAGGGAUACAGAAAAAUCACGGAUUAUUAAAACAUAAUCAAAUAAAAAUAGAACGGAUUUCAUUAAUUAAAAACCGAAUAUUGGACUAUCUAUCAAUUCAUCAUUUGCAUUUGUACUACUUGUUUAUUUUGUAGAACCGCUGUACAAAAUCUGUAAGAUUAAAUACCUGACCAGGACCAACUCCAAAGUCCAUGUUGAUGUACUCAUCUAGAUUAUGUGUAGAAGCUGAAAAACAACAAGUCAGAUGUAAAUACUACAUUACAACUACAACAUGGUUCAUGGCUUAAUCAAUGUUUAAUAACAAGUAGAAGAGGUCAGCCCUUCUUUAUCAAUGACAACUCUGAGACGGCAAACUAAGGGAUUUAAGUCUCUUUACUAACUCUUAAAAUUCAAUAUAAAAUUGUGGGAGAACCAUCUAAAUAUAUUCUGUAGAGGUCAUCCUCUUACUUUUCUUUAAAUGACUUUUUUCGAUAUAUUUAAAUCCUUAUAAUUUACUAAGCUUUUGAACAAAUCAAUAUCCACAAAUAACAAAAAAUAAUGAUGUCUAGACUUUUAGUACUCAAAAGGUUAAGCUUGUUUCAGAACCAAAUUAACUAAAUGUGGUAAAGCAAUACUGAAUAAUAUAGGAUCUUUUAUUCAUAUGUAAUAAAAGAUUCUAUUGAAAUAUUCAGUGCUAACAUUCUAGUCUGUACUUCUAUAGCACAAUGGUGACCUAGUGACCUAUUUCUCAACUUUAACAGUACAGUAAGAACAAAGAAAAAUAUAACAAAAGUAUCCACAGUGGGUUAUGUAUUGUGAAUACUACAUUUUUAACAUUACUUAAGUGAGUGGAUUAAGCUUUUGGCUUAGGGCCAACAAAACUCAUUUAAGACACAAAAACAUUUAGAUGCUAAUAGGAUAAUUUGUAAAACAUGUGAGUUCUUUUGAAAUAUUUUAUUUUGAGUCUUUAUUAUUUUAAUAUACAUAAUAAGUCUGUUACUUACUGGAUGUACAUAUUGCUGGGUAUGGAGGUGGUGGUUUAAUCCAAGAGCCAUCUGGUCUCUUCAUGUGACGUCGGUCUGAUGCAAAGUUCUGCAAGAACAUCUUAGCAGGCACUACACGGAAGAAUCUGAAAACAAUAAGAUUUUUAAUCAUAAAUUAACACCUCUUAGUGUAUAGAUUUACCAUACAGUUUUUCAAGAAAUGAUUUUUUGUACCUGUGGAAAUCUGACUUGAGCACUUGAUCUGUACGAAAUGUCUCUGUGACAUAUUUAUGGAAAAAUGUUGGGAAUGGCAAUUCAGAGUCCAGAUCAUAAACAAGGCAAGUUUUGCUGUCCCAGGAAUACAGAAAUAUCACAUGAUAAUCCU